AUGGACCUUGUCUCAUCUUUGGAGUGCCUGAAAUUGGAUUCCCAGUCAGAGGUGCUCCAUAAGGACAGUGGCGGAAAGGACCUUUUAUCGCCAAAUACGACUAUAUGCAAUAUGCAAUAUGGUCAUGAUGGUGGUGAUAAUGAUGAUGGUCAUGAUGAUGAUGAUGAUGAUGGUGAUGAUGGUGAUGAUGAUGAUGAUGAUGAUGAUGACGAUGGUGGCAACAAAUGA
This is a messenger RNA of Prunus armeniaca (apricot), 228 nucleotides long. NCBI's taxonomy places the organism in Eukaryota, Viridiplantae, Streptophyta, Magnoliopsida, Rosales, Rosaceae. The record is from the annotation of a GenBank genome assembly.